GUACGUGGGCACAUUUCCUUCAAAACCCCCUAAAGUAUCCAAACAGUACAUUUCAGAAUUCAACGCACCUGGACGCCCUUUGGAAAAAUGCUUAGACCAAACAGCUCCAGUUCCACCCUUCUUCUACCCCAUACCCCUCCCCUAAAUCUCUACAAAACCGUCGGUCUUUUGAGGAGCCGCACCAUCACUUACCCAGCUACCACGGCCGCCAUGUCGACCGUCUCUACCGGGAAAGAGGCCGUUUCGACCCAGGACCUCCUGCCCGUACAGGUUGCAAAGCGAUUGGAGAAGUUCAGAACUACGAUCUUCACCCAAAUGAGUAUGCUUGCCAUCAAGCAUGGAGCAAUAAACCUGGGGCAAGGGUUCCCCAACUUUGACGGUCCAGAAUUUGUCAAAGAAGCAGCCAUUGAAGCCAUUAAAAGUGGGAAAAACCAAUAUGCCCGUGGAUAUGGGGUCCCCGACCUCAACUCGGCUGUUGUUGCAAGGUUCCAAAAAGAUACUGGACUUGUGGUGGACCCCGAAAAAGAAGUAACCGUCACCUCAGGGUGCACAGAAGCAAUCGCUGCAACUAUGUUAGGCUUGAUAAAUCCUGGAGAUGAAGUGAUCCUAUUUGCUCCGUUCUACGAUUCUUAUGAGGCCACUCUUUCAAUGGCUGGUGCCAAUGUCAAAUGCAUCACCUUACGGCCUCCUGAUUUUUCAGUACCCCUUGAGGAGCUAAAGUCCACAAUCUCAAAAAACACGCGUGCAAUUCUUAUAAAUACCCCUCAUAAUCCCACUGGCAAAAUGUUCACUAGGGAGGAACUCAAUACAAUUGCAUCUCUCUGCAUUGAGAAUGAUGUUUUGGUUUUCACUGAUGAAGUUUAUGAUAAGUUGUCUUUCGAAAUGGAUCACAUUUCCAUGGCUUCUCUUCCAGGAAUGUAUGAUAGGACCGUCACUAUGAAUUCUUUGGGAAAGACAUUCUCCUUGACGGGGUGGAAGAUUGGGUGGGCCAUAGCUCCACCACACUUGACAUGGGGGGUGCGCCAAGCACAUUCGUUCCUCACUUUUGCUACCUCCACUCCUAUGCAAUAUGCGGCAGCAGCGGCUCUUAGAGCCCCCGAGUCCUACUACGAGGAGCUAAGGAGGGAUUACUCGGCAAAGAAGGCGAUUUUGGUUGAGGGGUUGAAGGCUGUCGGUUUCAAGGUGUACCCUUCAAGCGGGACCUACUUUGUGGUGGUGGAUCACACCCCUUUUGGACUAGAAAACGAUGUUGCGUUCUGCGAAUACCUCAUUAAGGAAGUUGGAGUUGUAGCAAUUCCAACGAGCGUGUUUUACUUGAACCCGGAAGAUGGAAAGAAUCUUGUGAGGUUUACCUUCUGCAAGGAUGAAGGUACUCUGAGGAGUGCAGUUGAAAGGAUGAAAGAGAAGCUAUCGAGGCGUUGAUAGUUUGUUUCCCAGACAUUGUUAAAUGAAAUACUACUCCUCAACAUUGGUGGGCUUAUAUAAUAAUUCUGUAUUAGAGGUAACAGUUAUCCUUCUUACAAGGUCAAGUUGUACGUGUUGCUACAACUUUUUGCAUUUGCAGUAGCAAUGUGUCCCCAGACAUUUGUUUGAUCCUUAGUUAGGAAGAAUAUUAGCUGGGAGUGAAGUGGCAGAACACUCUAAGCAUUCUUUAUUUCUUUGACCUCAGGAGGAUAAAUCAUCCUGUUAUUUAUAAGCCUUGUCCAAAAUUUGGUGCGGAUUUUUUUUAAUACAUCUCUAAUGCAGUUUUAUUGAA
This is a messenger RNA of Rhododendron vialii, 1756 nucleotides long. RefSeq lists its product as uncharacterized. Gene Ontology annotation, cellular component: cytoplasm. NCBI's taxonomy places the organism in Eukaryota, Viridiplantae, Streptophyta, Magnoliopsida, Ericales, Ericaceae. The record is from RefSeq and is a predicted model, not a curated record. Gene Ontology annotation, biological process: biosynthetic process. The transcript has 2 exons. Bases 88 to 1422 code for a protein of 444 amino acids. Gene Ontology annotation, molecular function: pyridoxal phosphate binding; L-kynurenine:2-oxoglutarate transaminase activity.